ACCACAGUUGUCCUCCAUCUCCCAGACCUCUGUGCGAAGACGUGACAUGUUGUAGGAGGAGACCUCGCCUAGCCAGAAAGAAGAAGAAUUUUGUACCUGCAGCUUGUCCAAGAAAGCCAAGAAGUACCUGCCGUUUCUGAGGGGGAAAUCGUAUGGUGCGGAGCGGGAUAAAGGUUUUACCACUCCACUCGAGGCUGUAGUGCACCAUGGAGAAGCAACUGCAUUUGAAUAUGCUAACAUCAAGACCCCCAAUGCCUGGAGGUUUGCAGUCUGGUGGUUCCAAAAUGCGAAUGGGGCCUGGCCGGAAACGAGACUUCUCCCCGCUGCCCUGGAGCCAGUACUUCGAGACCAUGGAGGACGUGGAGGUGGACAACGAGAACAGCAAAGACACGUUCCGUAUCUACAGUAGUGGUUCUGAGGGGCCCGUCCUGCUGCUUCUUCAUGGGGGAGGACACUCAGCACUCUCCUGGGCCGUAUUCACCGCGGUUAUCUGCAGUAGAAUCCACUGUCGGGUGGUUGCCAUGGACCUUCGUGCACACGGUGAUACGUCGGUAAAGAACAAUGAAGAUCUGUCAGCAGAGACAAUGGCCAAGGAUAUCGGUAAAGUGGUAGAGGCACUUUAUGGGGAAUCACCUCCCCCCAUCAUGAUGAUUGGACACAGCAUGGGCGGGGCCAUCGCGGUUCACACGGCAGCAGCCAAUCACGUGCCAUCCCUGCUGGGCCUCUGCGUCAUCGAUGUGGUGGAAGGAACUGCCAUGGAUGCCUUGAACAGUAUGCAGAACUUCCUCCGGAGUCGACCAAAGACAUUCAAGUCUGUCGAGAACGCCAUUGAAUGGAGCGUGAAGAGUGGACAGAUCCGCAACGUAGAGUCUGCACGAGUGUCUAUGGGGGGCCAGGUGAAAAAGUGCGAGGAACCCUUGAGCAGCCCAGGCGUGUCGAAGAGCAUCACAGAGGGCAUCAUUGAGGAAGAGGAGGAGGAGGAGGAAGAGGGCCAGUCCAACCACAAGAGGAAGAAGGAGGACGACCCAGAGGUGAAGAAGGAGAGCUUGUACACGUGGCGUGUUGAGCUGUCUAAGACGGAGCAGUAUUGGGAGGGCUGGUUCAAGGGCCUCUCCGCUCUCUUCCUCUCCUGCUCCGUGCCAAAGCUACUACUGCUCGCUGGUGUGGAUCGGCUGGAUAAAGACCUAACUAUUGGACAGAUGCAAGGAAAGUUCCAGAUGCAGGUGCUCCCCCAGUGUGGUCAUGCUGUACACGAGGACGCCCCUGAUAAAGUAGCUGACGCACUGGCCAACUUCAUGGUGCGACACAAGUUCACAGUGUUCAAGGAUGGAUUCCCAUGAUGACUGCCAUCUGGUGUCCGGUUCCUUGCUGCUCUGACGCUGCCCAACGCACUGAGGCCCUUCAAAUGUCAUUCUCCAUUUUAGCCAGCAGGGGCCGCCAGAGUGGCUCAACAACACGACUGGACGUCUGUGCUGCAAAGCUAAAACCCUCCCGGCUCCUCAUCCUUAAUUUAAAACGUUUUUAAGAAAUUUUAUUCAGAAAAAUGUCUUUAUGCCCUCGCCGUUAUCGUCAAGUGUUUUUUUUUUCUUCUUUAUUUCUUUUUUCCAUACUGAAUUGAUCCAGAGCAGAGGUUGAUUUUUCGCGCGUCUUUUGUUAAAAUUGCAGGGAUUCAUUUUUCUUUUUGUUCUUUUUUUGUUGUUGAUACCUUUAGUUUGCUCUGGGUCAUUCGUUUUUUAUGUCCUGCAAUGCCUUGCCUGCAUUAGUUUGGGGUGAUUGCCUGAUGUUCUUUGUGUUGGCCAUGAAUGGUUUUGAUGAAAAUAAUAAAUAUGAAUUAUAAUGGGA
Molecule: messenger RNA, 1842 nt
Organism: Engraulis encrasicolus (European anchovy)
Lineage: Eukaryota; Metazoa; Chordata; Actinopteri; Clupeiformes; Engraulidae
Gene: ppme1
Product: protein phosphatase methylesterase 1
Exons: 14
Coding region: 207-1340 (377 amino acids)
Biological process (GO): protein demethylation
Molecular function (GO): protein methylesterase activity
Source: RefSeq, a predicted model, not a curated record